Messenger RNA from Grus americana (Whooping crane), 4653 nucleotides. RefSeq names its product sphingomyelin phosphodiesterase 3 (gene SMPD3). The coding region runs from base 618 to 2606 and encodes 662 amino acids. The record is from RefSeq and is a predicted model, not a curated record. Gene Ontology annotation, biological process: sphingomyelin metabolic process. Lineage: Eukaryota; Metazoa; Chordata; Aves; Gruiformes; Gruidae. Gene Ontology annotation, molecular function: sphingomyelin phosphodiesterase activity. The transcript has 8 exons. Gene Ontology annotation, cellular component: cytoplasm; extracellular region.
CCGGGUCCCCGCCUGCGGCGCGAGCGGGGCGGAGCGGCCGCAGCGCCGCGCAGCGAGGAGGGAGGCGGCGCGGCCCUCCCGCGCCCAGGGGCGGGGAGCGCGGCGGCGGCCCCGCCUGUGGCGCUCCGUGGAGCUGUUCAGCACCCAGGUGCUGAGUCUCCCCCCGGCUUACGGAGACUCCGGCGGCGCUCCCUUCCCACCGCUCCCCGGCGCGGCGAUGGCUCCGGCGCUCAGCCGCCUCUGCCAAGCACUCUGAGCGUCCGCCCGCCGCGCCCCGGCGUGGAUGCAGCAGCUCCAGGCGCCCCCAGCUCCGCGAGGGAACGCGGCAGAUUUCCUUUUUGCCUCCAGAGUGUUUCGUUAUGGCAGCCUCCAGUGAACAAUGACAUCCUUUGACAAAUAUAGAUGCCAAAAAGCCAGACGAAAACAGUGGCCUUGUUUCAUUUUUACUCCAAGACAGUGAAAUGGUGCUCUUCAAGUUUUGUUACUGACUCUCACUGGAAAAAACCCAAACCCCUGACUGGAACUUUUUUCCCCAGCCCUCUGCCAGUGUUCUUAUGGAUGCGUGACACAGUGACAUCAUGUAGUAGGCCCUGAAGUGUUGUCAUAAUUGAGUUGCAAUGGUUUUAUACACUUCCCCAUUUCCCAACAGCUUUCUGUCAGUUCUGCAUUCUUUUUCCUGGGGCCUGAUUUUCCCAUGUUACUGGUUAGCAGAUAGGCUUGUGGCCUCUUUUGUUCCGACCACCUAUGAAAAACGUCAAAGAGCAGAUGAUCCAUGCUAUUUCCAUGCACUCUGUAUCAUUAUUACCACUCCCAUCUACUUGGCACUGUUGGUAGCCUCUCUUCCUUUUGCUCUGAUUGGCUUCUUGUUAUGGUCCCCACUCCAGUCAGCUAGAAGGCCAUAUAUCUACUCCAGACUAGAAGACAAGAACCAUGCCAAUGGAGCCACGCUGCUCACUGAAUGGAAGGCUGCAGGGAAUGGGAAAAGCUUCUGCUUUGGCAGUGCCAAUGUUUGCCUGCUGCCAGAUUCUCUGGCAAGAUUUAAUAAUGUUUUCAAUACACAGGCUAGGGCUAAAGAGAUUGGCCGGAGGAUCCGAAAUGGGGCAAGCAGACCACAGAUCAAAAUAUAUAUAGAUUCUCCUACCAACACGUCCAUCAGUGCAGCAAGUUUUAGUAGCUUGGUUUCCCCCCAGGGUGGAGAUAACAGUAAUCGUACUGUUAACGCUGGCAUCAAAAGGACAACAUCAAUGGAGUAUAAAGGAGACAAUUCUGGCUCAAACAACAGUGAGGAUAUUAGAGAAGAUAAAGGUGGACCUGGAGAGCCAAAUGAGGGAGAAGAAAACACUUGCAUCGUCCGCAUAAAUGGAGAGGAUAAUGGCCACAUGUCAGACACAGAAACAGACACCGUCAAUGGCCAGGCUCAUGCCAGUGGCCCAGCAGAGCCCUCACUGGAAGGUGACACAGAGAUCUCAAAAACGCCUAACCAUAAACAGAAGGAAGGAGAUUCUGGGAGUUUAGACAGCUACUCUGCCUCACGAGAGUCCUUAGUUAAAGUUCGUGUUGGAGAUGGUACAGUGGACCAAAGCACUGUCAACAACAAGCUCCUCUACAAAGCUUCAAUCAUGAAGAAGACUUCGGUGCGGAAAAAGAAACAUACAGAUGAGACCUUUGACCAUGAGAUCUCUGCUUUCUUCCCUGCCAACUUGGACUUUCUGUGUUUGCAGGAAGUGUUUGACAAAAGAGCUGCAGAGAAAUUGAAAGAGCAGCUUCAUCACUAUUUUGAAUACAUUGUCUAUGAUGUUGGGGUCUACAGUUGCCAUGGCUGCUGUAGCUUUAAGUUUGUGAACAGUGGUCUACUUUUUGCCAGCCGCUAUCCUGUUAUGGAUGCUGCCUAUCACUGUUACCCCAAUGGAAGAGGAACGGACUCCUUGGCUUCCAAGGGAGCCUUGUUUCUCAAGGUGCAAGUGGGAAGUACACCUCAGGACCAAAGAAUUGUGGGAUACAUUUCCUGCACUCACUUGCAAGCUAUUGCAGGAGAUACUACUGUUCGAUGUGAGCAACUGGAUAUGCUUCAAGAUUGGCUGUCUGAAUUCAGAAAAUCUACCUCCUCCUCCAGUACAGCCAAUCCAGAGGAGCUGGUGGCAUUUGAUGUAAUCUGUGGAGAUCUCAACUUUGAUAACUGCUCCUCUGAGGACAAGCUGGAGCAACAGCAUUCUCUGUUUACACACUACAAAGACCCGUGUCGAAUUGGUCCUGGGGAGGAUAAACCAUGGGCAAUUGGUACCUUGUUGGAUCCUGAAGGAUUAUAUGAUGAUGAAGUGUGCACUCCAGAUAACCUACAGAAGGUGCUGGAAAGUGAAGAAGGAAGGAAAGGAUACUUAGUCUAUCCCACCAGCAAGAACCACAGUUCCAGUCAAAAGGGGAGGAAGGCAUCACUGAAAGGAAACGGGAGGAGGAUUGACUAUAUGCUCUAUACAGAAGAAGGUCUCUACCUGGAAUGGAAAGUGGAAGUGGAAGAGUUCAGCUUUAUUACCCAGUUAGCAGGCUUGACAGACCACCUACCAGUAGCAAUGCGUCUCAUGGUGUCUACAGGAGAUGACGACCCUUAAAACUGACCAGCUUUGAGAGAUUAGAAGAGGGAAACGUUAAUGAUAUUAAGAAAAUAUCAGAGGAUAAGAACGAACUAUUCUGGUGCCACGUUAGGAAAGAUGACCAGACCUGACCCGGGCUACUCCCAGAAUGUACCAACAAUGGAGAAUUAUAAAAAGGGAAGAAAUGGAAGGGGUUGUGGCCAAAAGCCACUGUCACAAGUUGCUCAGGCAACAGGGCAGGCCUGUACUACAAUGCUUUCACUGUGGACCGAACGGAACCAAGAUGGAAAUCCUAAUUCCUUCUGAACCAGUGCCAUUCUUACUAAAACAUGUUUUUAUACUAAUAUAUAGCACAAUUUAGUUUGUAAUUAGUCUGUGAGUUAGUGCUGCUCAAUGGUUUUUUGCAUCAUUUCUUUGUAUAACUAAGAAGCUAAAGCUUUUUUUCUUUUUUUUAGCCUGUUAAAGUUGUAGUAGCGUGCUUGCAUCAGUAGCAUGCGCCCGCACUGCAUGCCACUCUGACGUAAAAUAGUCAGUAAGAUACCAUGGGGAAUAUCAGAAUGGAAGUGAGUUAAAAAAUCAGAUACCAGCCAAAGCAAGGCAUUCUGGGACUGGCAAACCUUCUGUCAUUACAGAUAGACCUUAAAAAUAAACAAACAAUAACUCUAUUCAAUCUGCAGACCAAUAUCCUCCUGUCCGAUUUAAGGACACUUAAAAGAUUUGGAAAUAAGACUUCAAGAACACAGUUCUACCCUUAUUCCAACUGUGUUGCCACUGAAAUUAUGAAGUGUUUUGUCUGAAUAAUGACUCCAGAAUUGGGCCUUUAGCUUUCUAAAGUGCAACUUAUUCCCUUAAGAAAUAUAGUUCCCCUGUAAUGUCUUUUCUUUCUUUCCCAUAUACGUGGGGCAGUUCUGAAUUAUGGUAUGGGAUGAUAUGUAUGUUACAGUAGAGUGACUAGAUUCCUGUAGUACCAUUGGUAACACCAGAGCCAACAUUCUGCCUUAGCUAGAAAGAAUAAGUGGGAAAUAGCUUGUAAAAUGCAUGCUAGAUAUAGAGUUAAAAUAAACUUAAGUGACAUUUUGGGAGAAAAAGUGUAGAACAGCGUAUGAUUGAUAAGGCAGGAUAACCUAGCAAUUUUCCAAAGGAAUCGGUACACUUAAAGGGAAAGUGUAUCAUGGCUGGCUACUAGAGAAUAGACCUGUGACUCUCAGCCUUGGGUAACUACUUCCUAUGAGCAGAGGGUUUCUUUAUGUCUGUGAGACAAUUCUCCAUUUGUUACACAGACUUUAAUAGGAGUCCUGCCAUCUUAUUCAUAUGUUCUUUCCACUGCAGCUCUUUAAAUGGGAGGGUCCCCUCUGCCAUCUUAUCCCUGUGACCUGACCUACUCCAGCCUCUGUAACCUUAACAAAAAUAAUGAAAAGCUGAGAAUCAGGUCCAUAACAAGAAUUGGUGGGUUUUUUUAGGGAUUUAAAUUCAGAAAGGUUUGUGUUGCUGUGAGAACAACGAGACCCCUUGCGUUUUAACCGAGACUUAAGUUUCUUCUGCUUACUUUCUGUUCAAUUUUAGUGUUAUUUCCUUUUACAUUACAAAUUCCCUGUGUUAACAAGAAAAACAGUUAAUCUCAUAGUUAUACUUACUCCAUUAAGUAAAUUGUUAGUUAUGCUGGCCACAAACUCCUGAAGAUGCUCUUGUUUUGGUUUAGGUUACACCUGCUAGGAAUCAGCUUGAGCUAAAUCAGAAUAUAUUUAAAUUAGAAAUCCCAGUCUGCACAGCCUCUGGUACUGGCCUAAUCAGCUACAGUAAACAGAACUUUUGCUUAGAUCAGCCUGAUUUUGCAAGUAGAGAAACUCAUAAAAAGUACUGGACUAACAGUAUUGGCUAAUUCCAAGUAGGUAGUGGGCCACUGCUCACACUCUCCCACUGUACCUGCUCUUGACACGUUUUAUGCCUCAUUUUCCAGUCCUGGCAUCCCUUCAGCAGAGACUGCCUCUUACAAGUGUACUGUGCCAAACCAAGGGGUAGUCUGCAAGUAUAACCCAUGGGGACUCAAAAAUGGAACCAGACUCAA